This is a messenger RNA of Ilex paraguariensis (yerba mate), 1119 nucleotides long. Lineage: Eukaryota; Viridiplantae; Streptophyta; Magnoliopsida; Aquifoliales; Aquifoliaceae. The record is from the annotation of a GenBank genome assembly.
AUGGAGAGCUUUUACGUUGUCCCUGAAGAUGUGGAGAAAGAGAUUCUUUCAAGGCUAACAGUGAAAUCUUUAUUGAGAUUUAAGUGUGUCUGCAAAUCAUGGCAUGUUUUGAUCGAAAGCCAAACUUUCAUAGAUUUUCACCUUAGCAAGGCCGCUACAGAGGAAGAUAAUUGCCUUGUUUUGCAUCGUCGGCGCGACUUCACAAAAGAGUACGUCGCCUCUGUACUUUGUACUCAGACAUUAAGUUUGUUAGUCGAUCUUGAAUUCCCAUAUUUUGAGGAUAACAAGAUGGGUAUAUCCAUUGUGGGCUCAUGCAAUGGCUUAGUCUGUUUAUGUGAUAAUGGGCACUUGUUUGCUGUCUUUAACCCUGCUACCAGAGAAUUCAAGGCUCUUCCAAUACUCCCAUCCGCUUCUUUGCUGCCUAAUGAAGAAUUUGAUUUUAAAGCUGCUGCGUUUGGUUACGACCCCAUAACUAAGGACUACAAGGUCUUACAAAUUUCGUCCAUCUUCAAUCGCCACCGUUUAGACCACUACCUAUUUCAAAUAUAUACAUUGAGUACUAAUACGUGGAGGGAAAUCGAUGCUGCCAUGCCAGCUUAUUUUGAUGAGAUGUAUCCUUUGAUCAAUACAUACAGGAAAGGAGUCCAUCACUGGUCUGCUUAUGAAGCUAUCCUAUCAUUCGAUAUAAAUCGAGAAGUAUUUGGAACAAUAAAGCUGCCGACUCCUACACCACCUUGGCAUAAUCAAACACUCUCACUGUUGAAUGGAUCUCUUGCUACCAUUAUUUAUCACCUUGAAGCUCGGUGUAAAAGUUUUGACAUAUGGGUAAUGAAAGAAUAUGGAGUUGAGUCAUCUUGGACCAAACAAUAUACAAUUGGACCACUUGCAAUCGAGAUGCCACUGGGAUUUUGGAAAGGUGGCGAGUUAUUGAUGGAAACUAGAAAAGGAAAAUUAAUCUUAUAUGAUUUGCAUACCCGUAAAACAAAGAGGCUUCUGGGUCAUGGACAUCCAAGACCAUUACAAUUUUACACUUAUGUGGAGAGUCUAGUUUUAAUCAAGAAUAAAAAUCAGGAUGUACCACGAUUGCUUGGUCAUCAAAACUCUGCCCAUUUAAUGUAA